Messenger RNA from Falco peregrinus (peregrine falcon), 1269 nucleotides. It is a transcript of the gene CABYR, whose product is annotated as calcium binding tyrosine phosphorylation regulated. Gene Ontology annotation, molecular function: calcium ion binding. The record is from RefSeq and is a predicted model, not a curated record. Lineage: Eukaryota; Metazoa; Chordata; Aves; Falconiformes; Falconidae. Gene Ontology annotation, cellular component: cytoplasm; sperm fibrous sheath. Gene Ontology annotation, biological process: sperm capacitation.
GCUCUAUUUCCAAGAGCUUGUCGCCUUCCGAAAAGGUUUGUUCUGACUGGUGCUUCAUCUGAAGAGCUGAGCUGUUUGAGAGUGCUAUCCCACUGCAGCUUCAUUUCUGCUUUUGUUUUCAGGGCAUCCAAAUCUGGAUAUAACAACUGGUUGAAAAGUUUGAGAUCAUUAGCGGCUGAACAUCCCCAACUCUCUCAGCCUUUCGUCACAGGAAAGGUGUUCCAGACCUCUGAUCACUUUCAUGGCCCUCAUCCAUGUCUUUCAUCCGCUGUGGAUCCCAGCGCUGAACACUGUACUCCUGCCAUGGUAUCAAGUGAAGCGGGACAGCUCCCUCCACAUUCUAAUGUGUGGACCUUCUGUCACCUAACUGACUUGAGACCAGGUCAGAAAUCGCCACCAUCCGUCUCUCCUGCUGGAGCUGGUGUUCCUUAUUCCCAGUCAACCCUCAGCCUUCCCUGGAGGGAAGGUCAUCAAUGUGGUCAACUGUCACAAGUAUCUGCUCCAAUUUCUGUGAUGCAAGAAGAAAGCAAGAGAAGUGCUCCACCUUUCAUUUCAGUGGGUUCUAAUGUUCAGAACACACAGGACUGGAAACCUAUUCCUCGCCCUGCUGUCUUCGCACAGCAGGAAGCAGGUGCCAGGAGAUUCACUACUGUCCUGGUCUCAGGUGCCAGGCCUGCUGUUGAGGAAAUGGAUACGGCAAGCCCCAAUUCUAAUUCUGCAGAGGAAACUGCAGUGAAGCCAUGCACACCCGGUGUUUUCUCAGUUGCCAUCCCUCUGGAUGAUGCGAUACCUACAAAGAAACGCUUUCCAGCUGAUGCUAAGCGCCCAGGUAUAAAUGCUCUUGCAGAAAGCUACGGCACCACAGGACAGAUCACCAUUACUCCAGGUCCUCUUGCCAGGGCAGGGUCCUGAAGAAGUAAGCUUGCUUCUUGCAUGGGUCUUGCAGAGGGAGAUGCUAGCGUUUGGAUUUUACUGCUAAAAGCUUAAUUAGGUUUAAGAUCAGUGGUUAAAGUACUUGUCAUAUAUACCAGGCCCAGUGCCUUCCUCUGCUUGUUACACUUUGCAAGUAGUAGUACCAGUCUUGCUCUGGUUUUAGCCUAAAGUAACAAAGUUUUUAGUCUCAUAUUUACAUACGUCUUUAUGCCUGCAGCCUGACCUUUCACCAUUUGUGUAAUAUUCAGAAUGGGACAAAAUACCGUCACCUUAGAGUACACUUAAGUAGCAAUUAAAGUAGUUCUUGCUGUGUAUUUUCUACUGCGUUCAUGUUAU